AUGGCGACGCACAGUGACUUCUCAGACGACGAGUCGCAGCCCGGCUCGCCCGUGCUCGGCGAUUCCAACGGUGUCGAUAACUUUGACGACCAGGAGCCCCUCGACCACGAAGAUGAUUCACAGACACCGCUCAAGUCGGCUCUAAAACAGCCUGCGCAGGCAAAGAAGCCAGAGCUUCCCGAGCAGCCAGACCCAUCGACUCUCGAUCUCUCUACUCUCACGCCGCUGACACCCGAGAUUAUUGCCAGACAGGCGACUAUCAAUAUUGGUACUAUCGGACAUGUCGCUCACGGAAAAUCAACCGUCGUCAAGGCUAUUUCGGGAGUGCAGACUGUCAGAUUCAAGAACGAGCUGGAGAGAAAUAUUACCAUCAAACUGGGUUAUGCCAAUGCAAAGGUGUACAGGUGUGACAACAAGGCCUGUCCCAGACCUACUUGCUACCGAAGCUUUAAGAGUGACAAGGAGGUUGACCCUCCAUGCGAGAGAGAAGGAUGCACAGGCAGAUACAGACUCCUUCGACAUGUUUCGUUCGUCGAUUGCCCCGGGCACGACAUUCUCAUGAGUACUAUGCUUUCAGGUGCCGCCGUCAUGGAUGCCGCUCUGCUUCUCAUUGCCGGUAACGAAACUUGCCCACAGCCCCAGACCUCUGAGCAUCUGGCUGCUAUCGAGAUCAUGAAGCUCAACCAUAUCAUCAUCCUCCAAAAUAAGGUUGACCUGAUGCGCGAGGACGGCGCCCUCCAGCACUACCAGUCCAUAUUGAAGUUCAUCAGAGGAACAGUGGCCGAUGGAUCACCCGUUAUUCCCAUCUCGGCUCAGCUCAAGUACAAUAUCGAUGCCGUCAAUGAAUACCUAGUCUCCCACAUCCCAGUUCCAGUCAGGGACUUCCUUGCUCCCCCUCACAUGAUCAUCAUCCGGUCCUUUGACGUCAACAAGCCUGGUUCUGAAAUCGAAGACCUCAAAGGUGGCGUUGCUGGUGGAAGUAUCUUGACCGGUGUGCUCAAGCUCGGGGACGAAAUCGAAAUUCGACCAGGUAUUGUCACCAAGGAUGAGCAGGGCAAGAUUCAAUGUCGCCCCAUCUUCAGUCGUGUCGUAACCCUACUUGCCGAGCAGAACGACCUCAAAUUCGCCGUUCCUGGUGGACUUAUCGGUGUUGGAACUAGAAUCGAUCCCACUCUUUGCCGUGCUGAUCGUCUACUCGGUUUCGUUCUUGGUCACCGUGGCCGUCUUCCUGCCAUCUACAGUGAAAUCGAAGUCAAUUACUUCCUUCUUCGACGCCUUCUUGGUGUCAAGACCGCCGAUGGAAAACAGGCAAAGGUUGCUAAGCUCAGUAAGAAUGAGGUUCUCAUGGUCAACAUCGGUUCGACCGCCACAGGUGCAAAGGUCAUGGGUGUCAAGGCAGAUGCCGCCAAGUUGAGCUUGACUGGCCCAGCUUGUACAGAAAUUGGAGAGAAGAUUGCCCUCAGUCGAAGAGUUGACAAGCAUUGGCGUCUUAUUGGUUGGGCGAAUAUUGUCGCGUAA
Molecule: messenger RNA, 1518 nt
Organism: Trichophyton benhamiae CBS 112371
Lineage: Eukaryota; Fungi; Ascomycota; Eurotiomycetes; Onygenales; Arthrodermataceae
Exons: 2
Coding region: 1-1518 (505 amino acids)
Biological process (GO): positive regulation of translational fidelity; formation of translation preinitiation complex
Cellular component (GO): cytosol; eukaryotic translation initiation factor 2 complex
Molecular function (GO): GTPase activity; tRNA binding; translation initiation factor activity
Source: RefSeq, a predicted model, not a curated record